Molecule: messenger RNA, 1174 nt
Organism: Cutaneotrichosporon oleaginosum
Lineage: Eukaryota; Fungi; Basidiomycota; Tremellomycetes; Trichosporonales; Trichosporonaceae
Biological process (GO): protein histidyl modification to diphthamide
Cellular component (GO): cytoplasm
Molecular function (GO): diphthine methylesterase activity; protein binding
Source: RefSeq, a predicted model, not a curated record
AUGGACAUUUUGUUGAUCCCACCUCGCUUUAAAACAUGCAAGGUGAGCCCCGCUCGCCGCCGAGCUCACCCAGCCUCGUCGCUAGCCCAAGUCGACACGGUGUACUCGGCCGACUCGAUCGAGUUCUGCCCUGCGGCGGGGUACGAGCGCUACUUCACCUGCGGGACGUACCAGCUUCUGGACCCGGUGACGGGCGAGCUGGCGCCGGCGCCAGGCAGCGCGCCCGCGCCCUCGCCCUCCGCGGGGGAGGGGAGCGACGCGCCGGCGCCCCGCGUCGGCCGUCUCCUGCUGUACGCGCUAGCCGGCACAACGCCGGUAGAAGUGCAGCGGCUGGACACCGCCGCGAUCCUGGACGCGAAGUGGGCGGCGUCGCGGCCCGAGCUGGCCGUCGCGGACGCGGAGGGCGGCGUGACGCGCUACACGCUCGCGUCAGACCUGGGGGCUGGGGAGCGCUUGGUUAUCGCGGACGACACGACGCUCGUGCUGAGCCUCGACCACCGGCCGGGACACGAGGAGAUCGCCGCGUCGCUGUCGAGCGGCGAGCUCGCGCUCGUCGACCUCGCCAGCGGUAGUGUGACGCGGUGGCACGCGCACGACUUCGAGCCGUGGAUUACGGCGUGGCAGGGCCCGCAGACGCUGUGGUCGGGCGGCGACGACCUCGCACUCAAGCGCUGGGAUGUGCGCGCGCAAGCGCCCACGUUCGUCAAGCGCAAAGGCUUCGACGGGGGCGUGACGACCAUCGCGCACAGCCCGCACGACGAGCACCUCCUCGCUGUUGGAUCAUACGAUGCACAUCUCCGCCUAUUCGACUGCCGCGCGCCCGCGCGGCCCCUCCUCGAACUCGAGAUGCCCGGCGGGAUAUGGCGCACGCGCUGGCAUCACGCCGCCGAGCGGCGGGGGGAUAUCCUCAACGCCUGCAUGCAUGGCGGGUUUGCGGUGGCACGGAUUGCCGAGGGUGGAGAGCAGGGCGAGAUCACCACUACGUUUCCCGGCACGCUGGGGUACGGCGCCGACUGGUGCCGCCUCCCGCCGUCCGAUGGAGGCAGCCUCGUCGCAACAUGCUCAUUCUACGACCACGACCUCAACGUAUGGCGCGCAUAGGCGGCGUCAAGCACCUCCUCCACCCCACCCUCCCCCACACAUCCUCUUUAGCACUAUGCAUUGUCUAUCCUAC